Cricetulus griseus (Chinese hamster) is the source of this 17143-nucleotide messenger RNA. NCBI's taxonomy places the organism in Eukaryota, Metazoa, Chordata, Mammalia, Rodentia, Cricetidae. The record is from RefSeq and is a predicted model, not a curated record.
GACUGUGGGAGUUAUUAUAAUCAAAAUACAUUGUACCCACAAGUAGAAUUCUCAAAGUAUUAAUACAUAAUAAUAUGGUUAAAAACGUUCUUUUCACAAAGAAACUCAACUGGCAUUCCUAUUCUGUAGUAUGUAGAGAACUCCAUCCAGAGAACACUAUUUAUGUUGUAUUAAUAUCUUUUUUUGAAAUUCAAAAUAUUACACAGCACUGUUAGGUUUUUAGUAAAAUUAAUGGAAUUUUAGUUAAUCAUUGGUGAUCCUGAAAGUCUGAGUUAUGGUCAUUAAAUAGAAUUUUAAAUGUCUAUUUUUUUUCAGUUUCAGGAGGAAUUGUGCUGACUAUUUAUAAUAACUAAUAUAAGUUUUCUAGAAGUUACAGGAGGGUUUGUCCACAUAGGGAAAGACCCACAUUUGAAGUUAAGGGCCAGGAAGUAAGACACUAAGUAACACACUGGAUCACUGGCAUCUUGAAUGAAAUUAAAACUAUGAAAAAUCUGCAGCCCCAGCUUCUAUAUUUUAUAAAGUAAUUUAUAAAAUAAAGAUCAUAGAGAGGCUAAAUGUGUUGUAGACUUUAUUCUAUUUCUAAAUGAUGCGGCUCUAGUUCUGUGAUUUAUUUUCAAGGCAUAUUAUCAAAUUUUAUAGCAUGCCUGAAAAUUUUUCAUUUUUCUUCAAAAUGGUUUAAUGGUAAAUGGUAAGACAUUUUUCAUUUUUAAGUAAGUAUAUUGAAAACCUGUUAUGGCUAAUAUUUAUUCCAUAAAACAUGCAAAAGCAUAUGUAAAGUGUUGUGCUUUUUAUGAAUUCUAUUCAUUUAUAAAGCCCUCAAUAACAUAACGGUAUAUGACUUGGACCCAUCUCACAUUUAGGUUAACACUGUGUGAAGAACACAAGCUGGAAUAAGCAAAUACUGCAGUCACACUUCUCUGGCAUUUCAUAGUUUACUGAGCUAUUUUUGAAAGUGUUCGUAUUAACAAUAAACUUAGAAUGUCAAAGAAAAUUUGUGAAUCUGUCAUUCUAUCAUGAAGAUUGUUUUAUGUACACACAUAUAAAUGUCAUGCAUGCUGUUUUGAGUUUGUAAUAGUAUCUUUAUUCCAAAAGUCAAGAUUUGCUUUAAACAAAAUUCUAUUUGAAAUGCCCAAGAAGAGAUAGCUGUUUCAUUUAUUGUGAUUUUUUUCUUCUGUUAUUUGUAUAAUGCCUGUUCCUGAUGUCCACAUGCUUUGUCUAUAGAGGGAGCGUCUAUAUAAAAUGGUCAUAUGGUUCAUACAUGCUGAUCUAUAAAAAACAAACACAAAAAAACAUCAAAGAUGGCAGAAUUUUCUCUUAUGUGGGUGGGCUUUAGCAUUUCUGUGCCUGUAUCGGUGUUAUUGAGUAUAAAUGACAGGGCUUGGCUAUUUUCCAACAUUAAAAAGAUUAUAUUAAUGAGCCAGGCAUUGGUGGUGCACACUUUUAAUCCCAGCACCUGGGAGGCAGAGGCAGGCAUAUCUUUGUGAGUUUGAGGUCAGCCUGGUCUACAAAGCUACACAGAGAAAACCUGUCUGGAAAAACAAAACAAACAAACAAAAAAGAAUUACAUUAUUUUUGCCUAUCUAUGCAUACCUCAAGGUUAUUUAUUUUUCUUCUUAGAAGUAGGACCUGAGGUAGAGCUAAUUCUCUCUAAAAUGGCUUAAUAAAGGUACUAUUUAAUUAAAAUAUAUGAGUAUGAGAACAUUACAAAUACAUGUAUUUGUAAAACUAAGAUAGUUUGAACUACUACCUUGAUAGUUGAAGGCUAGUGCAUAUUAGUGUGAGUAGAGUGUAUUAAUGGUUUAAUUAAGUAAGUAUGUUUCACUUGAAAUGACAGCUUGUAUAUUCUGUCAAAUCUUAUGGACCCAAUGUGAGGAGUGAGGUGUAUAAAUGAAAACUAAACUGAUUUCUGAUUCUUCAUAAAUGAUUUUCCUGCCAUUCUGAGUAACAUAACCUCUUUUAAGUCAUUCUGCUUUCUACUGUUUAGUUUCACUUAUAUUGGAACCAUCUCUUGAAUUCUUAAAUUUUCCCAUAGAUGCCCGGGGUGCUUAUUUGGGUUUCCCUUCCUUUUUAUAUUCUAGAAUCUAUAGCUUCCAUUAAAGUAUUUUCUUUUUUUGCUUCAUUAUUGUAGCUCAAGUAGCCAGAGUAAUUCUUGGCAAAAGAAUAGUUACUAAAUCUAUAGAACAAAUGACUGAGUGCAGUUAUAAAUAUAAAUACUGAGAAUAAUUUGCCUGAUAAAAGUUAUGUUUGUGAAGGACAGGAGCCAGAAAAGGUAGAACAAUUAGGAAGAUCAAAAAAGUCACACUCUUAAAAGCAAGCAAAUAAGUCUAGUAUGGUUAAGAGCUGGGGAAUAAGGGGUACUAGCAAUGUUUCUGUUUUUGUUUUCUGGUUUUCAAGAAAAGCAAAAAACAAAAUAAUGACAGAUAAGGAUGGCUUAGACCAGCACCCAGAAGGCUUUCCAAUUCCCGUGGGUGGGUCUGAAUACUAUGAUGAACCCCUAGGGAAAAUGGUUAAGUCAAAUGUUCAGAAUGACCUUCUGUGAGCUCUGCAAGGCUGAGAAACUGAGUCUUUGAGGCCCUCAGACCCUUACUUGCCUUCCAGAUUUCUGAUCACAGUGUCCUCAGAAUGAGACAAAUGCCUGUUGUAGAAAAUGGGAACUCACAACAUAGAAGAGAACCUUGUUUUCAUUCUACAAAGUUUCAUUGGUAAAAGCAGAGUUCUGUCCAAGAAGAAAGCAGGUUACCUCUCUUGCCACCUGACUGACAGUAGUGGUAGUUUUUAUAUUGUCACUUUGAGCUUGAUAGCAGAAUAUCUUACAACCAAUCUUUCAAAAAUCCAAAUGGAGGAGUUUCUGUAUGAUUUCUCACUAUGAAAUGGGCUUAGAUUUCCUAUUCAUCAUGAUAUUGUUUUCUACUGGCCACUGUAACAGGUAUAACGGCAAGGUCAUUGGCUUAUAGCAAUUCAGAUUUGUUUUCCUAUAGUCUCAAGGUCUCACUGAACUUAAAUCAAAUACCAGCAUCAUGCCCCUUUCUCUAGGGAAUAUGAUAUUUUUCAAAAUUUUCUGGCCUCUGAAGCCUGUGUGAAUUCCUUAGCCCAUGAUUCCCUUCCAUCAUCAAAGGCAGCCAAACACAUUCUAGUCUUUUUCACAUUAUAUCUUUCUGACACUGACAUUUGUCCUCCUCCAAUUCAAGACUCCUAUGCAUCUGAACUGAGGUGAUCCAGGAUCGUGAACACUAAUGGAUAUACAUUAGACUAUCCACUGCUUUGAUUUUGCCAUGUGACAUCCCAUAUCUCUAGACUCUGGGAAGAUAAGAAAAUAAAACAAUUUGGGGAUGUAAUUACUUGCUUACCAGGCCAUGUAUUCUAUUUAUGAGUAUUUGGCUUUUGUGAACAUGAACGAAUUUCUAGAAAGGAACAAUCUACUUCUCAGGUCUUUUCUACCAGGAUUUAAAAGUAUUUUCUCACUGGCUUACUUCUGGUUAAGCCAAUCCUUUCCAGCUCAGCCUGUGUCUCAUAAAAUGCAAGCUAGUGAGGACCAUGUGAAAUCCCAGGUCAGAGGAGCCACAGCUGCACAUCGUUUCCCCCAAUUAUUCUAUGUUUUUCUGUUAAAGAAAUGUCUGCUCCUCAUAGAGAGAAAUAACUGACAUUUCUUAUAUUGCAUGGCUACACAUCGCAGACCCACGAAUCUCAAACAGAACUUUAUAUGCUGUACCUCUUGGCGCUUGUCCUUAUUUCAUGGAGAACUCUGAACCUCAGGAAGACCAGAAAACAGGGUUUUAUAUUGGCAAAACAUGGAUACUCUUGAGGCAUUUCAAAGUUGUUGGGGGAAAAAACUAAUAAUGAAUUCUUUAAAAUUCAUUAGUAUCUGUCCAGGUGAAACCUAAUAACAAAAUUUAUUUGUUUGACCUCUGUGACAGAUUCUAAAUAAGAAUUAAUCUCUGUAAUUAACUUAUAAUGGAAUUUCACUUUCUAAUUGUGUGCAAAUGAAACCAACUGGUUGCCUUUUUUACUGAUUUUUGGCAGCAACUGUUCCAUCACAUUGUUUUAUGAGGCAAUAAUAUAGUGUCUAAACAGAACAACUCAGGGCACAAAUAAUUUAUCCCAUUGAAUAACAAAGAGAUUUCCAUGAAUAAAUCAGGAAACCAAAUUACUUUUCUUGUGGGCUAGGACCAACUGUGACACUUAUAACUGCAAUAAAAGCCGUGAUUAAUGAUGUUUGAAUAUCAAAGGCUUGAAUAUUUGACAUGAAAUUAUUAAAUACCUAGAAACUCAUAAAAUAACCUGUACCUCAGACAAGUGGUUUGAACUUCUUUUUAUCAGCCUGCUAAUACCCAUUGCACCUGGAAAUUUGAUUUAUCUGUUCUUAAAGAUAUCCAAAACUACUUGAGUUCAUGGCAUUUCUAACUGAAAAUAUGAAAUUUUACUACCAACCCAAAUCUAAAACUGGCUGUUUUUACUGAAGGAGUCCUUGAAUCUGUUGCUAAGAAACCAGCUUUGAAAAACAAGGACAAAACAUGAUGAAAAUCUUUUGCUUAAAGAGGCAAGAUGCUCUGACAAACAGCCAUUUCUCAGAAAAGCUCACUUAGAGAAAUGAGUGUUCCCAGGACCAGUCCAUCCACUGGUUGUUAUUCACUAAGAAUAUUUUGUUAAUCGAUUAGCCCUAUACUCUGCUUUUAUACUUUUGUGAAAUAUUGUGUGUUAGAUUUAAUAAAAUUUCAGUUUUCAAAUAUGAAGAUCUUAACAAGGGAAUAGAGUUCACAGGCCAUGUUAUACAUACCCAAGCCAGUGACUCCAGGAAAUUAUCUAUGCUGUCAGGAGAUAGCACAUCCAAUAACAUGAGAAGUCUCACUGGUAUCCUACUUCAUUUUAAUUACUAUGGAUAGUAGGACAAAAGAAAAGUGACAUUUGUUAGAUUCUCCUAAAAUCAUAUAUAUUAGUUUAUUUUUCUCUUGUAAAAUUAUUGUUCAUAGUAGUGUGUUGGUGAUAAGGAAUUUUCUAAGUAGUUAAAACAUGCUUAAUAAUUGUCAUCUUGAACAAACAUCAUUUAUAGUGACAAAUAUUUUUAGACCUGAGCACAUUUAUGAUAUGGGGAUUUCACCUUCAAUCAAUGGCUUAAAUAAAAGAAAUCAUUGAAGCAACCCCACUUACCUCAUUUUUCUACAAACUGAAAUAAAGAACAAAGAAAAAUGUGAAUAAGGAGAUUAGAAAAGUGAUUUGAACGUAGGAGAACAGAGCAGAGCAUGGUUUGUCAUUGAGUAACAGCAAAUGAACUCUCUGGAAACUGGGAGGUGUGCUUUUUUCCCUGAAGGGGCUGGUUAUUUCUUCUCAUUAGUUAAGCAAUAUCCAAUACUGACUCUAACAGGAAUUACACUCGAAAACUGAUAAAAAUCAAUGAACUGAUUUUGUGUCAACAUCCACUGAUGGUGGUUACAUUACAGAUUGAGAUCUUGUUAAUUUCAGUCCAAUUGAUUUCCUAGUUAAGUCAUGUGUGUGUUUUUUCUUUACACAAGCACAAGAUUCAUUGAUGUCACAAUCAGAUGAUAUUACCAUAAAGUACUCUUGAUCAUGUUUAUUGAAUAGAACUGAGAACCAUUCCUUAGCCAUGAAUAUUUUAGAUCUCUCAAAUGAAUUUUGUUGACUUGGUGGGAAAGGGGGGCUUUAACUAUCUUUUUUUAGGACACUCCAAGUCAUAGUCCAGGCAGCUAGAAAAGAAAUUACUCUGGUUAUUUCCUAGGUGAAGCAAGUAGAAGUUAACAGUGAUGUUAAAAUUAGAGAGAGAGAGUAUUUUAUUCCGAGAUGUAAUAACAACCUUAACUAGAAAGGGGAAGUAUCUAGAAGCUUCUAUUUCAGAAUACUAGCUGUGGGUAUAUUUGUCAGGAACAGGAAUAGAGAGUCACUGUUGCCUUCUGUUGCACCAUGAAGAACAGUUGGGUGCAAAGUUUGUCACAAUUCCCUUUCCUCUGAAAGAGAAAUUUGUCCUUGCAUGAAUUGACUGAAGAAUCUGUCAUUAAUUAAAUAGUACCAAUAUCUGAAUAGUGAUGGAGGUAUCAUAUGCAGUAUUAUCACAAAUGCCUUUUAAUUCUAAUUCCAAUUCCAAUCUUCACAGAUUGUGAGACUUCCUGCACACUCAGGGUCAGGGUCAGUUCAUUCAGUAAGACUGUUAUGACAAGAGAUUCCCUUUGUGAAACAGUGCAGGAUAUAAGGACAGCACUGUGAGAGAACCCCUGAGAGCCACCAAGAUAAGCUUGGUUGUGUUUGCAUAUAUGUAUUUCAUAUGUGGGUAUGCAUUUUGUGUAAAUAUGGACAGAGAAAGGUUAUUGUUAUUUGAAGUCCAAAACCUACCAAAAGAUUCACUCCAGAAAUAGAGAUUUGAACUUGUUAAUUGUCCCGUAGAUUUAUGAUAUAGGGCAUACUUAUAAAAAUGCAAUAAUAGACAAAUCUUUAUUAUGAGUGCCUGGGAGAGAAGGAUGAAGUGAAAGCAUCAUCAAUUACCCCGAGUUUCAAGUAAUUCUACAUCCACCAAUGUUUCUAAUUUUCUAAUGUGUGAUGUGGUUCAUAUAACACAUUUUAAAGCAUUUAUGGUGCCAUUAAGUGCUUGUUCUUGUAUGUAUAGUUCUUUACAUAUGGGAUUUUUCCCUUUGAUUUUAAUAACUAUAUUAUCUCUGAAUUUCCAAAUACAUACCAUUCUUGUGGCUAGAGAGAUGGCUUAGCAAUUAAGAACAUGAACUGCUCUUGCAGAGGACCUGCAUUUGGUUCCCAGCAUCUAUCUCAGACAGCUUACAAGUGCCUGCAACUCCAGUUCCAAGAACUCUGAGGUCCUCUUCUGACCAUUGUGGACACACACACACACACACACACACACACACACACACACACAUUAAAAUGUGAAAUACAUCUAUACAGAUCAUACUGUGGCUUUACACUGAGUAAACAUGCCCAGUCAAGGAUAAGAAUGAUUUGUCAAUCAUCUAAGAUCCAUAUUUCCCUUUUAUAAAUAGCAUGGAUAAAUUUUAUUCAUCAAUUCCCUAACAGAUGGCCUUGACUUUUCUAACACUGGCUGACAGAAACAUAUACCAUGUUAUAUGUCUCCCUCUCCCUCUGCCUCUUCCUCCCCUCCCACUCCCUCAUCCUUACCCCUCUGUUUUUCUUCCCCCUCCUCUCUCUUUGUGUCUCCUGCUACUGCUACAAAUCAAUAUUUAAGGAUUUGUUCUGUAUAUUUUUUUUGUGUAUGGAGUUACUAGAUAUUAAAAUGUCAAUAUUUUUAUAAAACAGAUUGGAUUAGUGGAUAGGAGUCUUGGAAAAACAAUUUAAACAUCAAUGCUUUGCCCCUAAGUUUGGACAUCUAAAAAGGGAAUAAUGUAGUUUUCUGAGGCAAUAUUUGAUUAUUUUAAAGAUAUUCUUUAAAAGUAGAGACAAGACAACAAAAUAUUUCCCUUGAAAACUGUGUUCAGGUUUAUCUACUGGAUAUUAUAUGGCUCCCUGAUGCUUUCAGUGUAUUAUCAAUCUUGUAAAAUAUUAUGAUUGUUUUCCUCUAGAACUUCUGGUUUUCAUAGAACUCCUAAAUGUUUUCAUUUGCUCAAAGAAGAAAAAGUAUUGUUUUAAUAUCUAUCUUACAUGUUUAAAAUUUUAUUUCAGAAAAGUCAAGCCAGUUGUUACAGAAUAACAUAAGAAUUAUAUUCUGAUUUCAUAGUUAUUUUUGUAAUGGUUAAGACAACCAAUGACUUGUGAAUCCAGGAUUUAAUAACAUAUGCAUUAAAAAUUAUCCAGCAAUGAUAGCCUUUGACUACCUCGUUGCCUCAUGUGGCCUCUGGAGAACAUCUCAAAGACAGAGCUGUUACUCAUGUUCUCAGGAGGAGCCUCAGAAUGUGGGUCUGCCUUCAGUGCCCCCCUCAGUUCUAGCCCUCAUCAUGCCACUAAUGAGAACUAAGCAGGAGGAAGGACAGAGUAUCCCUGUUCCACUCUGCAAGCAUCCAAAUUUCUUGGGACUGUGCAAGUCAGUUCAUUGGAUGUACAGUUAGACACAUCCCCUAAUUACCCAAAAGCUAGGAUGCUACUGAAUAACUUCCUUAACUUUUUCUUAUAUUUUAAUGAUUAAGUCAAUAAGAAAAAGUAUUAUUCAGCUAUAGUGGGAAUAGCUCUCAGGAAACACAGGCCUUCUAUCUACAGAACCUGUUUCAUGUGUGCCUCUGUAUUUAGUGCCUAGUGUACAGCCAUAUCAACAAUUCCCCAAACACACUGGUGCCUUCAGCCUUGCAAAAACAGCUUGGUCAGAUCCCUUUCUUCUUGAGAGUGACCCAAUUUCCAGUGUUGGUAUUUUCUCUCCCCCCACCCCUUUCUGGACACAGAAGCCAACACUCCUUUAACACAGAUACCCUUGAAACCCUCUAUUUCUCCUAUAAGAACAAUUUCUUGCACUGUGCCUCAUGUAGGACAAUAGAAUCUGCUCAUUCUUGUAAAUGUACUUUGGCCUCUCUUGAUGUUACCAAAACCCAGAGUAAUUCUUUUUAAAAUGUUCUUCAUUGAACAAAUCUCUCAAGAUCUGAUCUGAAGUUUCAGGGUCUUUAUUUUAGGUUGUCCUGAAAGAAUAAACUUACACCUCAAUCAAACAAUAGGUGAAUGUCAAAUUAAUACAGAAAAUUAGAAAGAUGACAGCCCCAAGAAGCAAUCAGAUAAUGCUUUCUCCAGAACAUUGAAGAAUGGCCUUUUCUAUGUAGAUGAGAAAGCACUUUCCCUAUUUAUCUUUUUUAGGACUAGAGACUCACUCUGUGCAGCCAAUUACAUGUACAUCCCAAUAUAGAUGAUUGCAACUCAACAGGUUCUGCUCCUUAGCCAACCAGCCAGCCAGCCAACAAUAAAAGCAUAUUGGAUCCUUUUACAUUCAAUUAUUAAUUGGUCAUUGGUCCACCUGGAGUAGAUGCACAUUUCCUAUCACUUUAUCCAAAAUAUGAUCAUUUUCUUUGCACAUUAUGAAUGAUAUUUUCCCCUUUUUCAUGUGGCUGGCUAGUUACUUAAUUAUUAAACACUACAACUUCAACACUAUAUUUUUUUGUAAAGGCAGAGGAUAAACUCAUUAUAUCUGUGGCUUGUUCCACAACACUUAUUCAACACUGGGGAAAGAUAUCACAAUUUCGGAUAAAUAGUUAUCCUUUGCUGUAGUUGUUCUUUAAAAGUAAGAGCUUUUCAAAAUAGACUCUACUUUAGGCUUGAGGAUGAUAUAGAAAAAAAACUAUAUAUAUAUGUAUAUAUAUAAAAUAUCCUAUUAAAUCUAGUGAUAGUCUCUUUAAUACUCCUGAUUAAUGAUCUAGAACUAUUGAGUCAGUGUUGUCAUUUACAUUCAAGGUUGUGGUUAGGGGAUGAGCAACUGACUUUCUUGACAUUAGUUUCCCCACUGAUGAAGCAAGAGUACUAAUAGUGACCUUCCUAAUGGUGUCUGGUAAAGAUUACUUGAAACUAAUGUCUGUAAAGCUUUUCUAGCAUUGUCUGACAUACUCAGGAAAGGUUGGCUGUUAUUAACAGUCUUGAUAAUAAGAAAGAUCAAGGUGUCUCUAAGCCAAAGGAAUGGGAAGUGCUAACAUGCUAAAAGUAGAUCAAGCCUAUCCAAUGUUAGAGACAACUUACUAAUUUUUAAUAUACAUAUUUUCAGGCUUCUGUAGCCUGCAAUGAGCACGACAGUUGGCUGUCUUCAUGUGUAUAGACAUUUGUGUUUUCCAGAGUUAAAGAAAGAAAUGUAGCAAUUGCAAAGAAAAUUAAAAAGCUGAUCAUGCCAUAGGUCAGUAGAAAAAUAGAAAUUUAGAUAUAAAAAGAUCUAUAUUUUUGCCUUUUUUUUGGUUUAGUUAGCCAUCUAAUGAAAUGUAAAUGCACCCAGUCCUCUCUUCUGCCCAUUGCCCACUGUGUUUGUUGUAGUAACUUGGGUAAGCACUCCUCUUUGACUUUGUGUCCCAAGAGUAAGAAACACAGAGAACAAUGAAAACACAAAGUUUCAAAUCUAGCCUCCAAAACUAAGCAUGGCUUUGGGUCCCAUCCCUGACAUUCUUGCCACAAUAAUUUCCUCAAAAGAACUCAAAAUUUAAUCAAGUCUAAAAGUUAUUUUACUGUGUGUGUGUGUGUGUGUGUGUGUGUGUGUGUGUGUGUGAGAGAGAGAGAGAGAGAGAGAGAGAGAGAGAGAGAGAGAGAGAGAGAGAGAGAGAGACUUAAUGAUCUUAGUUUGAGCGUAAAAGGAAUAUAUCCCCACACCAAAUUAGAAACAGCAGAAAUGAUUAAACACAAGACUAGAAUUUAUCCAUGCAAUGUUAAAGAUAUACUAAAUGUAAUUCUCAAGAUUAAGAUUAUGAUCUAGAAUUAGUUUCUUAUUAUAUGUGACAUAUGUUUUAGAAGCUCUGAUUUUGAUGUAUUCUGAAAAAUCUAUAAGAUGAGUUAUUGUUAGACAUCAUUGACCCAGUGAAUUUAAUCUACACUGUGACAUCAUGCUGAGAGCUGAAUUUUCCUUGCUGCUCUUAAAAUAAUUACUGUGAUGAUGUUGCAUGAAAGAUAGAACAAUAUAUUUUGUUGAGAUUUUUAGCUAGAAAUAGUUUCUUUGAUUUGCUAAAAUGGAGCCCUGACAAAGAUUGUGCUCUCCAACAUGGUGAGUAACAAUACAUAUAGCAUAGGUAAAAUGCUGAGAGAAAACUUGUCAUAAAGUGUUACCAUCAAGCUUUUCCUAUCAUUGUCUACUAUCAUAAUAGCAUAGAAAUACAUUGCACACAAAACUUUACUCAGAGUAGUUCUCCUUUUGACACAUCCUAGUGUUUCAGUUUAAUGAAUAACAGCGUUGUGUAUUAGGGAUAAGAAAAGUCUUCAGGGGAGAAAAGACUCUUCAGGAAACCACUGACAAUUUUUAACUUGGAAAAUGUAUUAGAAGAUGUUGUUGAUGUUAAUCUCAGUGGCAGAGCAUUUAUCUAAUAUUUACAAGGAACUGGAUUUGGUGCCAAGUACCAUCAAACAAGGAAAGCCGAAAGAUAUAUCAGAAUUAAUAUAAAACCAAUGCCAGUGACAGAUACACUAAAUGCACUUUAGUGUAUGAUGGGAGCUGUGACAUUUGAGUUGAAGUGGAUGAUCUUAAACCAUUAAAUUCCUUUACACAUAACUUACCAAAUGAUUCGAGUUUGAAAUAUUGUUGCUUUUUCCUUUAGCUGAACAAACUGCUUAGUUAAAUAGUUUGACUCAUUCUUUUUGGACUCAAUAAUUUUAUGUUAAAUGUUGAAAUUAUUUCUGUGUCUCAAAUAUCUGAGUUAGAAUAAUGGAAUGUCAAAAGACCAUAUUUGCAUUACUAGGUUAUGGACUGUUGUAUUUAUUUUUACAGGUAAUUAAGCUCUACGCAAAAAAAAAAAAAACUUCUUUUCCAACACCAUUUUGUUUUUUCUUACCAACUAAUCUACCCACCCCUGCCCAGAAGUAGGUCACUUUAACAGGCUGGAAUAAAUGUUGCUGAGGGAAAUUUAUGUGGAGUCAGUAUGCAUGAUAUAUUAAUACAACACAAAAUAACUGGCUAUGACUUCUGAAAGUGAUGUUAGUUAAGUACAUUGGUUGUCUUUUGUUUGCAGAUUAUUUCUUGGUCUUAUGGAUCUCCUUGAACUGGCUUCUGUCAUUAUGUGGCACCACCCUACACUAAUUAGCACUCCUCUUUCUCCUUCUUCUCCUUCCUCUCCUCCCUCUUCUGCCACUCCUUCCUUUCCCCCAUCUCCUUUCUUAUGGAUUCCUAUCAAAUCUUUAGGAUACUAGCAGCUAUAUGCCUAGAAGUGGUGGACUCACUUAUAACCUAAGAAAAAAAGACAUAUUGAAAGCUAAAAUUGGCUGCUGAGUCCCAGGAAACCAGUAACUUAAGGAAACUGGAGAGCAGUUGUGUUUUAAACUUCUCAAAGUAUCUUCUCACAGAAAUGCCUGUAUUCAUACUCUUUGGGGAAUCAUCAAUUCUUGUGACUUGUGUAAGAAACUUUAUCUUGACUAUGCCCAAGGAUUAAAUAAACUAGGAGCAAAGAUCCACAUUCCAUGCCUGUCCCUUUCUAAAGAACUACCUCUUUAAAAUCACCACCAUUAGCUACAACAGACCAAAUAAAAAUUUAAGAGUAUAGAUUUUUCCCUUAUGUGUCACAUGAAACUUAACAUUGGCUUUCUACUCUUGGUUCAGGUAGCAUGAGGAAAUCAUGAGCGCUGAGAAGAUAUUGCUAUUGUUAUAAAGGCCUUAAAUACCCAUUGUGAAGGAUGCUCACUUAGAGAAAGGAUGGAGGGGAUUCUGUGAGCCUCAUAUCACAUAGAGUGAUGCAAACUUUCUGUAACCAUUCUUGAGUCAACAAUCUGAUUAGAAAGAUUUGAGAUGGCAAGAAAUGUGCCCAGAAAGAGUUCUGAGAGCUUCUUCUCUUCUGUCCUACUGUGACUAAACACGAUACUGGCAUAAUUUAUGCAUUGCUCCAUGAUGCUUACAUCAGUCCCAAGUCUCCUUUCCAACUGCAAUAAAGGAAAUGUCAACAUCUAAUAAUAGUAUCUGCCAAUUUGUUUAAAACCACCAUAAGAGGGAUUAUCCUUGCAUAAGGUUAAGUCAUUAAACUAUCCAAGUUUGGCAAAGCAAGGAUAUGAACAGUUCUGCAGGUGGGCUUCUCAGGGCGAGUGAAGCCUUAAGGCGUCCAAUCAGGGUUUGGCCACCUGCAGCCCUGCCAAUAUGCCCCUCCACCAGAUUUCUGUGAUCCCAGCCCGGGAGACUGCCAGCAAUGGGAGAAGCUCAAUGGGCAGAAACAAAGAGAAGAACAAGGAAGUCGAGAAUGAAAAAUCCCCAGGGCGCUCUGCAAGUCGAUCAAGUAACAUAUCAAAAGCAAGCAGUCCAACCACAGGGACAGCUCCCAGGAGCCAGUCAAGGUUGUCUGUCUGUCCAUCUACUCAGGACAUCUGCAGGAUCUGUCACUGUGAAGGAGAUGAAGAGAGCCCACUCAUCACACCCUGUCGCUGCACAGGAACCUUGCGCUUUGUCCACCAGUCCUGUCUCCACCAGUGGAUCAAGAGCUCAGACACACGAUGCUGUGAGCUCUGCAAAUAUGACUUCAUAAUGGAGACCAAGCUCAAGCCCCUUCGGAAGUGGGAGAAACUCCAGAUGACUACAAGUGAAAGAAGGAAAAUAUUUUGCUCUGUCACGUUCCAUGUCAUCGCUGUCACCUGUGUGGUGUGGUCUCUGUAUGUGUUGAUCGAUCGGACAGCAGAGGAAAUCAAGCAAGGUAACGACAAUGGUGUGCUGGAAUGGCCAUUUUGGACAAAACUGGUUGUGGUGGCCAUUGGCUUCACAGGAGGUCUCGUCUUCAUGUAUGUACAGUGUAAAGUCUAUGUUCAACUGUGGCGUAGGCUGAAGGCCUACAACCGUGUGAUCUUUGUGCAGAAUUGCCCAGACACUGCCAACAAACUGGAGAAGAACUUUUCAUGUAAUGUGAACACGGAAAUCAAGGAUGCUGUGGUUGUCCCUGUGCCACAGACAGGUUCAAAUUCACUGCCACCUGCAGAGGGCGCUCCGCCUGAAGUUAUACCAGUCUGAUGGAACUAGAAGGGAACUUCACAGAAGAAUCUUUACAGCCCCAGCCACUACAAACAGAAAUGUUUCUGCUCUGGUGGCUUCCUUGUCUUCUCCGUUCCCCUACUGACUUGUUUGUCCUGACUUGGAGUAAAAAAGGAAAUGAGGAGAGAAUAUCAAGUGACCAGGAUCCCAAGAAGCAGAGCCUGCAGUGGGUCAUGGAAAGAUGUCUUAGGGAGUGAGUUCAAAAGGAACAGUUGGUACAAACAAUGCUUCCAGUGAGGAAAGACUGGACAGACAUGAGAUCCUCUUUCAAGCAGUGCAGAGGGAAUCCCAGAACAGACUUCAAAUGCAGUGUAUGCUUCUUUGGAGGGUUCUGUACCAUUAGCCUUCUCCACUGGAAAUGACACACAUCUGGUCUUAAGCCAAAAAUGUGUGCAUCAUCCCUAAGUCACACCAGAGGCAAACUUGGAGGACCUGAGGUUUUUUACACAUUGACAGAUGAUUUUUCUGGCUAUUGUGAAGUAUGGUUAUUUUGACAGAUGCAUGUUUUUAAAUGGAUGCAAUACACAUUUGGAGAUAGAAAUGUUUGGAAUUUUGUUUAAAUUUAAAUCAUGAAGAAAAGAUUUUCAGAGCAUUGUGGUGUUUAGCUAGUAGUUUUUUGCAAACAACUAUCAUGACGUGUUUUAUCUGGUCCCUCUUACACACUGCUCAAUGAUAGACACAUCACUUGAUUUGCAAAUGCAGAUGUAAAAUUUCAAUCUCCUAGUGUGCCCCACUAGGAAAAGUAAAAAUAGGUCAAUUAAUUUUUAUAAUUUAUUCAACAUUAUAUAUACAAGUUAUGUGAUGUCAUCAACAAAAAGUCAUUAAAAUGGCUUUCAUCAUUUUCUUGGACCAAGUCUUCAAAAUCCAGCAUGUAUUUAUGACACACUUCCAUCUAAACGCAGUGUGUUGGGCAGGAUCUACUAAGGAUAUUGGACAGCAGAGCCCUCUCAUUAAAAACUACACCUGUCUCAUUUAACAGUUGGAUAUUUCAGAACAGCAGUUAGGUCCACUAUUUUGCUGUUUCAUUUAGAGGUUGACUAAUAAAGCACCAAAUUAAGUAUUCCAGCUUGAAUUCAAUGAAGGCACCACUUUUCAAAGGGGUGAAAAAAACUGAAGUAUAGGGCGUCAGUAGGAUCUGUAGCAACGUUAUGAAAUUAACUUCUGUAUAAUACAUAUAAAGUAAUCGUGACAGGGCAAUAAAAUUAUAAAUUUUGCUUUCAAAUCUGCAUGGAAUGUCAGUGUGGCAGGCAAGCAUCUUAACUAAGGCUCUCAACCAUCUUCACAGCUGACAGUGUUCCCUUGCUCAGCUCAGAAGUAAAAUUAUUCCAGAUUCUAUGGUGAUGAGCUGGUUGUCAGUUCAAAAGUUGAGCACAGUCACACAAACUGCUAUGACACUGCAGUGAGCUAAGUAAAUAAUCACAUACAGUUACCCAUCAAAGAAAGAGACAACAGUUUUAAAAGUGACUUUUUUUUUUUGGUUAGUUGUCAUUAUUUAUUGUCCUGAAAAGGCAGAGAUGGCCAUAAAAACCAAAGCAUGGGCAUCAUGUUGCACAAAUCUGGGUACCACAUCCAUGCACUUUGUAAUUAUCAGUAUGUUUGUUCUUCACAGAUUAUCAAAGGAAAAGGAAAAAAAAAAAAGGAUCUUUCUGAGAAGAGAGUAUGCUAUCUGUAGUGAUUGACACUGGGUCCAAAUAGUCCCACUCUUAGAAAUAAAGACAUAGUAAACAAUGUCAAGUGUGUGUGUGUGUGUGUGUGUGUGCGUGUGUGUGUGUGUGUGUGUGUGUGUGUGUUGUAUAUUCAUGUACAUACACAAGAGAAAUGUUAAAAGUAUUCAAUCAGGAAACAAAUGCUUAAAAACUUCUUUUUUAAAACUUGUGGGAGGGGCAAGGAUUAAAUAUGCAGGGACAAUACGAAGGACAUAAUUAAACUGGGCCAGACAGACCUCCAGAACAAAUAAGGAUUCGAAUACAUUAAAAAGACCUAAACCUCAAAAUUGGUAUUAAGUUUCUGAAUAGUUUCCAUUUUAAAGAUUUAAGAUGACUAUGAACAAAGGAUGGAUGUGGUGAUCAUGACUUCACACAAGGGGUUAGCCGUCCUUCAGUUUGUCCGAGUAUUUCCCUAGCUCUUACUAAUGCAUUUUGGUAGGCACACAAUCUGCUACACAGUGAAUCCCAAGUAGAAACCAGUGUAGGCUACAAGACCUUUUUCCAAAAACAAAACUACCAAGGUUUAAAACUAAAUAAAUAAAUUGAAACCAUCUUUGCACACUCUUGUUAAUAAUGGAGUUUUCACUUACUAUAACAAUGGAAAGGUUUGGCUUUAGUGGCCAGACUUACAGCUCACAGAGAAAAACUGCUUUACAGAACGGCAUUAUCUUGAGGCGUGUUUACCUGCUCUCAGCAAACAAAGUGAAACUGAGACAAAACAUUCAAUUGUUGAGUUUACAAAUUGUUGAAACUGUUGAAACAGAUUUUUAUAAACACAAAAUGAAGCUGGGCUAUUAGAAAUGGCAUAAACCCAACACUGAAAAUGCUUUCUAUCAAGACUUGACAGUUCCACUAGGUAUAAUUAUUCAAUUCAAAAGGAAUGAAAUUAAAACAUUUAAAAGUGAAGCCCAGGAUUGGGAAAGACAAGUCAGUGGUUAGACACUUUCUGUUCUCAUAAGAUGGUCCUGGUUGAGUUCCUGGCAACCACAUGACAGUUCACAACCAGCUGUAUAUUCCACUUCCAGGAUGCCCAACACCUUCUUCUGGCCUCUGAGGGUCCCCUCACACAUACAUGGACAGAUACACACAUUAGAAAAAAAAAAGAAUACAAUUUUAAAAAGUGAAGCCCCCCCCCUGCGCAAGCAGGUUACCUUUAGUAUAAAACAAUAACAAAACCCUAUAAAAAUAAAGAAAAAUGUAACUUAGGAGUCCCAAUAAUCCAGAACACUGUAAUGCAGACAUCGAGUCCUUCUCAGAAUGUCCCAGGAUCAAACCUCACCCAGAACUGCUGCUAUAGGUAACGGUAUCCCACAGAACCCCCAAACUUAUUUUUCUUUUGUGAGAAGAACCUAGGGUACCCUUCAGACAUUAAUACUUCUGCUGAAGUGAGGGCAUUAUGAGAAAUGAAGUCAUUAUGAGAAAUCACAAUGGGGGGGUGAAAUAGAAAGCAUUUAUUCCAUCUGUCAGAUACAAUUUAUCUUGCCUUGCCAAUGAAUAUUUUGGGGGCAAAUAAUAAGUGGAGAACCUAAAACUUCCUGUUGUAAUGGUUAUAAAAUGGCGUCCUUCCGUCAGCUCAAUGGUGCUAAUUUACACGAUACAAAUGAAAGGAAGCACUGUCAUUUGAGGCAGCAGCACUUCUCCCACACCUGAAGAAGCCCAUGCUGAAAUCGGAAAUAACAUUCACACAAAGGAGAAAAUAUUAUUUAAAACUGUGUGCAACUUUUGAGAUUGGGCAUUUGUACUUUUUCAGUUUUACCUAAUUGUCCUUCAUUAACAAUUUACUGUUUGUGAGUAAUGUGUGCUUAAGACAAACUAAGGAAACUAAUUAUCUGUGAAAGACUUUGUAUAUUAAACAAAUGCUCCAAAUCUU